GUAGGUACCUAGAGAGUUCGCAGAGUCAGGCCUGUCCCAGCAGGAUGUUUCCAGUAAGAUAUUACAAUAGUGUAGUUUAAUUCCAUAGAUCAUUCGUAUAAGGCUGGGGGACAUAGGGACCUGUGCUUGGUCAUCUUGCAGACAGUACACCCUCUCCAUCUCACGAUAGAUGUUAACUCUGUGUGUUCCUCCAGCUCGGUCUCCGCUGUCCCUGGAGGUCUCUGAUAGAGACCUGUCCCGGGAGAACUCCCCCCUCCACACACCCGAGAGCAGAGGGUGAGAAAAGAGGGAGGAGAAGAGGGGAGGAAGAGAGUUGUAUAUUGUGUACAACUGGUAGUUACAUAGUUGACACCUGAUAAUGUCAUAUUGUGUUGUGUUCAGGUCUCCUGUCCCCAGGUCAGUGUCCAAACUGAAGGACAUUCCAGAGGAGGGCGAGGGACUGCUGGAGAGAGAUGCAGAGGACAUACCCCUGGCUGAUUUAUUAGCAGAGCUACUGGACGCAGUGACAGAGCCUCUUGAGGAUCAUGAAGGGGUGCUGUUCCACUCUCUGCUGCCCCCACUGGCCCAACGCAGUAGUGUCACUCACUCAUUCUGGACCCUACUGGAGAUGGUAACUGCCAGGAGACUCUGUGUGCAGCAGGAUGAACCUUAUGGUGACAUCAUCAUUUCACCUGGACCCAACUAUGAGGAGGGGAAUGAGAGUGUGUAAAACACACACACACACACACACACACACACACACACACACACACACACACACACACACACACACACACACACACACACACACACACACACACACACACACACACACACACACACACACACACACACACACACACA
Molecule: messenger RNA, 843 nt
Organism: Salmo salar (Atlantic salmon)
Lineage: Eukaryota; Metazoa; Chordata; Actinopteri; Salmoniformes; Salmonidae
Source: RefSeq, a predicted model, not a curated record